AUGGUUAGUUGCUUUUGCGAGGUAAGAAAGAGCCUGCGUCACUGGGCGAAAGGGUGGCUACUGAACACUCGAAGGCCGCACGACGGAGGCGGCAAAUUCGGCCCUCGCCCAAAGCACCACCCGGACGGGCGUCGCGUUGAGGAUACACGGAAGUGUGCCAGAUUUUGUGCCGCCGAUGACACGACCGACGGAUGGCGGAGGGUUCAUUUACGGGCAAGUCGUAAAUUCAACACGACGACCGUCGUCGACGAAGACCUAGAAACGCGGGCGCCGGCAGAUGAGGCGGAAGAAAACGCAUCGAAAAAGCGUGCUGCCCUUCCGACGGCGAUGUCGAUCGUCGUCGGGGCUGGCAGAAGGGGGCACAUGAUGUUUGCCAAGCCGUUCGGUUCCUUGAACGCGAGGCAUGGCUUUUUCAAGCCGGCGCCCAGUCGCAGUCGUACGACGUUCCCGUUUUCUGGCCAGUGCAAAAAAGCUCAAACAACAGCGGUCUGGGCUGGUAAACUACUUUCCAUCCGAUGCCAUAAACCGAAUUCGAGAGCGGCCGUUUUUUGCCACCGAAUAGGAGCAUCGGGUCGCGUGCCGCAUCUGGCCCCGUCCCAAGACCCGUCGUGUCAUUUGACCCGGCUGCCCUCGAAACCAUGA
Soboliphyme baturini is the source of this 642-nucleotide messenger RNA. The record is from the annotation of a GenBank genome assembly. Lineage: Eukaryota; Metazoa; Nematoda; Enoplea; Dioctophymatida; Soboliphymatidae.